AGAAACGUAAACAAAAACAAAAUUUUGAAGCUCUGGAAGAUUAAAUCUUAAAAUUCCGAAGAAAAAUGACCCCCCUUUUGUGCAGAGUGUGUCUGCAGGUCGCUGAUGACCCCAUCGAUAUUACUUUUGCACUUUAUCGAGGAACGAUAAAAGUUACAGAGAUGUUUUCAACAAUCACCGAUAUUUACUUGGAAGAAAAAAGUCAAGCUAAUAUUCUCUGCAGAGAUUGCGAAAGUCGACUUUUUGCGGCUUACGAGUUUAGAUGUGAAGCAAAUGAAGCUCAAAAGGUGCUGAACAUUAGCAUGGCUGUGAAAAAUGAAGAGCAAAUGAUUGUAGAAUGUGCCGAGGAGGAAGAUGAAGACUUUUAUUGGAACGAAAACGAAAGUCCAGUCAUAAAGAAAGAAGGUAUUAAGCGAGAAGGAGAGUCUAAAGUACGAGUAAAGAGAAGAAGAUCGAACCAAGCACCACCACAAACUCCAGCAAACCGUUUCCAAUGUCGGUUUUGUUUGCAAAUUGUCGUCGAAGGUUUAAGGGAACACGAAAAACAGCACAUAAUUGAAAAUGGAGGUUUCGAAUGUGAACAUUGCCCGAAAAAGUUCAUAGAUCGCGAUCGAGUGGCAAUUCAUUUGAAGGCAGUCCACUUUAGUAAUCGCAAAGACCCGAAUCGUCCACGUUACGCAUGUGAUAUUUGCAACAAAACCUACACCGAAAAAUGCUCCGUUGCUAAACACAAGAGAAAUCACCACAGUGACGUGCCAAUUCCGCGAGAAAUUUGCCCGUAUUGCGGCAAGGAGCAACAAAAUUUGAAAGUUCACAUUAACACGGUGCACAAUGCGACAAUUUCGUGUUAUUGCGAUUUUUGUCAAAAGGGUUUCAAAACAAAGGGAGCUCUAAAAGUGCACAUCAAACAUGUUCACAUGAAUAUCAAAGAAUUCCAGUGCACGAUUUGCUUGAAAUUCUAUCGUUCUCGAAGAGAAGUAAAAACGCAUAUGGAGGCAGUUCAUGUCGAGGAGAAAAGAUACCAAUGCGAUUCGUGUGGUAAACGAUUCAAGGCUGAAGCAUCAUACAAUCACCAUCUGAAAAUGCAUCAAGCCGAUUUUGACCACAUUUGUGAGGUAUGUGACGCUCGUUUCAAGUCAAUCCACUAUUUGCGCGGACACAUGAAAGUACAUUCCGAUGUCAAGGACUACGUUUGUUCCGUUUGCUCGGCCGCUUUCAAACGAAAAGAGCAGCUACGUCGUCACAUGCGAGGACACGAAGGAAUCCGAUUCGGAUGUCCACUAUGCCCCGACGUUAGUUUCAUGGAUAAAGGCUAUUUGAAGGAGCACCACGAACGUGUUCAUAUCGGCAUUCGGUACAGAUGCGAUGUUUGUUUCAAAGACUACGGAUGCAAGAAACACUUGGUGCAACAUCAAAAGGCAUCGAAAUGUGACAGAAGUAAGUGGACGCGAAUUGUUCCGGGAGAAAACAGUUAAUUUACGUAAAAAAAAAGAUUUUAUUCACGACAAAAGUAAAAUAAAUUAAGUAAAA
Molecule: messenger RNA, 1530 nt
Organism: Culicoides brevitarsis
Lineage: Eukaryota; Metazoa; Arthropoda; Insecta; Diptera; Ceratopogonidae
Product: zinc finger protein 501-like
Exons: 2
Coding region: 66-1475 (469 amino acids)
Biological process (GO): regulation of transcription by RNA polymerase II
Cellular component (GO): nucleus
Molecular function (GO): zinc ion binding; RNA polymerase II cis-regulatory region sequence-specific DNA binding; DNA-binding transcription factor activity
Source: RefSeq, a predicted model, not a curated record